Molecule: messenger RNA, 3702 nt
Organism: Tarenaya hassleriana
Lineage: Eukaryota; Viridiplantae; Streptophyta; Magnoliopsida; Brassicales; Cleomaceae
Product: pentatricopeptide repeat-containing protein At1g22960, mitochondrial
Exons: 4
Coding region: 101-2257 (718 amino acids)
Molecular function (GO): protein binding
Source: RefSeq, a predicted model, not a curated record
CCUAUCGGAUUUUCCAAGGAAUGGAAUUCCUAAACCCCCUUCGCUGUUUCUUCUACCUCCUCUCCUCCCAAAAACCCAGAAAGUCAUCUCCUUUUCGUCAAUGACCCUCUGUCUCUGUAUCAGAGCUUCGAGGGCUUUCUCUAUUUCCGCUGCUAAUCUCCCGAAAGUACGAUUUUUCUUUCCCUUCUCCACUCUCCAUAAUUGCCCUUCUUCCCCCUCGCCCUCCUCCUCUUGCUCUGAUUCCUAUUUCGCUCAUCUCAUUUUGAGCUCGUUCCGACACAAAUCCUUACCUUUUUCCGACCACUUGUGGUCUCCCAAUCAGUUUCGCCGCCUCCUCAAUGAUCCGUAUACGCUUAUCAGAGUCCUCAACAUGAUUCGUGAUAACCCGAGAAUCGCUUUUCGCUUCUUUCGCUGGAUCCAGAGGCAGCCAGAUGUCAAACAGUCUCUCACCACCUUCCACUUGAUGCUCGAGGUCCUCGCGGAGAAUAAUUUGAUGAGGUCCGCGUUCUGGGUGGCCGAGAGGCUCGUUGAUAUUGGUAUGAACGGAAUUGUUGAUUUUUUGAUUGAUGGGCAUUCAAAUAGGCAGAUUGCCCUCAAGCUUUUGGAUCUCUUAUUGUGGGUAUAUACUAAGAAAUCUAUGGUUGAGCAGUGUUUAUCGAGUUUUAACAAGAUGGUGAGGAAGGGCUUCUUGCCUGACGUCAAAAACUGUAACAGGAUUCUUAGGAUUCUAAGGGAUCAAGGGAUGAAGGAUAAAUCCAGGGAGGUCUAUCAAAUUAUGGUCGAGCAUGGCGUUAAGCCGACAAUUAUCACCUAUAACAUUAUGUUAGAUACUUUCUGUAAGGCUGGAGAAAUGCAUCGAGUCCACCAAAUGCAAUUGGAGAUGCAAGACAGAGGAUGUCUCCCUAAUGACGUGACUUACAAUGUGUUGAUCAAUGGCUAUUCCAAGAAAGGCGACCUUGAGAAGGCCAGAGCGUAUAAAGAGCAGAUGCUACAGUCUGGCUUGCCGGUUUCAUCUUAUUCAUAUAACCCUCUGAUAUAUGGAUAUUACAAGCAAGACUUGCUUGCUGAUGCAUUGAGCGUUAGAGUUGAAAUGGUAAACGAGGGUGUUUCUCCGUCUGUGUGCAAGUAUAAUAUAUGUAUGCUUGUCCUCUGCAAAUAUGGAAGAGUAGCUGAUGCCAGGCAAUUGUUGUUGGAAAUGGUAAACAUGAAUUUAGAACCAGACAUCAUUUCGUAUAACACUCUGAUACAUGGGUACAGCAGGAUCGGGAACAUGGGAGAGGCCUUUAUCUUGUUUGAUGAGUUGAGGGUCAGGAAUAUAUGCCCCACUGUUAUCACCUAUAAUACUCUAAUAGACGGUCUUUGUAGGUCAGGAGACUUAAAAGUUGCCCAACAGCUGAAAGAAGCAAUGACCAGACGAGGGAUUCUUCCCGAUGUUGUGACAUACACGAUUCUUGUUAACGGGUUUUGUAAGAAUGGGAAUCUUUCCAUGGCUGCAUCAUGUUAUGAUGAGAUGCAAAGGAGAGGGAUUAAAGUGGAUAGGUAUGCAUACACAACAAGGAUUGUGGGUGAACUGAAAUUGGGUGACUCAGUUAAAGCGUUUUGUUUACAUGAAGAGAUGCUGGCAAAGGGAUUCCCUCCAGAUCUGAUCAUCUAUAAUGUGCAUGUUCAUGGACUCUGUAAGGUGGAGAAUCUGGAAGAAGCAACUGAGGUUGCACGUAGGAUGGCGAGAGAAGGCCUUGACCCAGAUCACAUUACUUAUACCACUCUUAUCCAUGCUUGCUUGGAGAAAGGGCAUUUUAAGUCAGCCAGAGUGUUGUACUCUGAAAUGCUGACGAGGGGCAUCUCUCCUUCCGUGGUCACAUACACUGUCCUAAUUCAUGCUUAUGCGGCAAGGGGAAGGAUAGAACAAGCCUUGUCAUUUUUCCGGGCAAUGCAAGAGCAGAGAGUCCGUCCGAAUGUGAUAACAUACAAUGCUCUGUUAAAUGGUCUACGCAAAGCUAGGCAGAUAGAUUUGGCAUACAAGUUUUUCUCCGAAAUGGAAGAAAUGGGGAUAUUACCCAACAAGUACAGCUACACAAUUCUAAUAGACAAGAACUGUGAGCUUGAGAAUUGGGAAGAGGCUGUAAAAUUGUACAAAGAGAUGCUAGAUAGAGGGAUUCAGCCAGACCAUUGCACUUAUAGUUCCCUCUUCAAACGGUUAGACACAGAUCAUAUGUCACGUGAGCUUCAGUUCUUGAGAAGCUUAUUACUCAGCUGACGAGGAACCCAGACGAUGAUGACCUGAGAGGCUUUUUGCUGUGUCAGAGUUCUUCCUAGAUUGUGUGGUUAAUUUUACAAUCACUAUGCACAGUGCGGUUUAUCGCUCAGCUGGGAAAAGAUACUCUUGAGCUAUGGCAAGCAUCAACGCGAGCGUUUGGAAAUAAUAGGGCACCUUUGCUUGCUUGAAUCCAUUCAAAAUGGAUAGAUAGAUGUAUGGGUGAGUGAAGGUAUUAGAGAGCAGAUGAAAGAGAGAAUGGGAAUAAAUGAGAAACAUUAGGGUAUAGCAACAUUGCAACGAACUUCACACCAUGAAAUAGAAGGGAAAGUGUUUUUUUUUUCUAUUCAUUGAAAUAUUUUUUGAGGGGAACUUCUUCGUCUUGGGGUCAUUGAUUUAGCCGCAGGAAUGUGUAUUGAUGUUAUUGUUUCGAUUGAGGGGAAAGCCAAAAUAAAAGAUAAAAGUCUUCUUUUUUCAAUGGACAAUUUGUAGUCUCUGGUUUGAAGAAAUCAAGUUUCAGAACAGUAGUACUACUGGUGAUAGUUUCAGCUGAAUCUUCUAAUAAAACUGGUGUAUGCCCUGCUCAAUUGGGUACACAAAGUAGCAGGCCACAGCUUUGGAAGUGGAUGGAGACGAGAACAGAGCAUGUCAUCCCGAUAUUUCUGAGCUUCCAAAAUCGGCUCUGGAAGGACAUGUUUCAGGUGCUUUGGUUGAAGCAAAGGGCAUGAUUAAGGAGGACGGAUAUCCAAUCAAGAAUCUGUUGAUGUCUGAAUCUUGUGGAUGUUAUGGAAUACCCGAAAUGAUUCUCUAAUCUCUAUUCAAGCUCGAGUUUUUCGGCAUCUGAAGUAUAACUGAAGUGCAAAGUCUGAUGCUGGAGAAUGGAGGGUGAAUGAUAAUAUGAUGCAGGCUGCUGCAGUGCCAUCUUGAAGCUUAGGGUUUCUCAGGAUUCUCAGAUCAACCCCUCAAGUUCUCAAAUGGGGAAGACCAGUAAAGACUCGAGAAGACCCGCGAUGGAGGAGACGAUUCCGACAUAUAUGUAAAUUAAAAAAAUAAUUGUAAUCGUUGAGGACCCGAGUUCCGAUUUGCCGUAAUCACGAUUCGAGGCGGAGCAAUCGCCGGAGAUCCCGAGUCGCCGAGUCAUCUAUUGGAACCACUUGGCUCUUCUUCCUUGAGAACGACGGAAACGGCAAUGAGCUCGGCGCCGGCGACAAUACCGACGUCGCCGAUCCGGCGUAGACGUUCUCGGCCACCAUAGCCGUUUUCUCGUUGUCGGAGGCGAAUCGUCUCCUAUGCUCCGGUCGAGACGACGGUUUCCGGUGAUUGUUCCUCCGGCGCUGAAAAACCACGGGAGAAUUCCUUAUCCGAUCAACCAAGCAGCUUCGCGGCCGCAAAACCUCCGUCCCCAUUGUUGGCAAAUGAAACGAGAAAACCCCAAGGAAAAAAAAAAA